Kazachstania africana CBS 2517 is the source of this 408-nucleotide messenger RNA. RefSeq names its product Tma17p (gene TMA17). Gene Ontology annotation, biological process: proteasome regulatory particle assembly. Gene Ontology annotation, molecular function: protein-macromolecule adaptor activity. Lineage: Eukaryota; Fungi; Ascomycota; Saccharomycetes; Saccharomycetales; Saccharomycetaceae. The coding region runs from base 1 to 408 and encodes 135 amino acids. The transcript has a single exon. The record is from RefSeq and is a predicted model, not a curated record.
AUGCAUUCUACAGCAGGAAAUAAGAAACCUAUUCAAAUCGACGAAUUCAAGGCCGCUAUCAAGGAAACUCCACUUGAGGAGAUUGCAGUGAUAAGAAAUGAGAUCGAGAAUUCCAUGAGCCAUUUGAAGAACUCAAAUGCGAGAUUAGGAGCAUAUAUUGAUAAAUUGAAGGGAACAUACGAGAAAACACACAUUCAUGAAGAACUAGGUAUCGAUGACGAUGAACUAGAUUCAAUUGAUGCCAAUGAUUUACAACUCUUUUCUGAUUCCUACAGAGAAAAUGACUUAGUUAUGGACAACUACCGCCAGAGGAUCGACAUAUUGAAUGAAGAAUAUACUUAUAGGACCACGGGAAAAAGUGAUACUCCAUCAUCAGAUAUAAAAGGGCCUGCUUCUAUUUAUCUAUAG